This is a messenger RNA of Megachile rotundata (alfalfa leafcutting bee), 1746 nucleotides long. RefSeq names its product progestin and adipoQ receptor family member 3. Gene Ontology annotation, cellular component: membrane. Lineage: Eukaryota; Metazoa; Arthropoda; Insecta; Hymenoptera; Megachilidae. The record is from RefSeq and is a predicted model, not a curated record. Gene Ontology annotation, molecular function: signaling receptor activity.
GGUCGCUCCGGUUACUUGUUCGAAUGAGUCGAGUCCAUCGCUAGUUCGUAGUACGAGCACGUGUUUCGAUCUAUCGAGCGGCGCUUUGGACCGUCUGGUUGCGGUGCGGUUUAUUCAGUGUCAGUGCUGUUCUCGGCUCGCACACCACUCGGCGGGACAGGGUGUCACACUUAUCACCAGCUGACCGUCUUAAGGAUAUAUCGACGUUCGAUUGAUUUUCAACAUCCGUCGGCACUUUUUUCGAAAACGGAUCGCUUGGGGAACGCGUACAGAUUGACACCGGCCAUAGUCGAAUGACUCCCAAGUAAGAUAUUCGACUCUUUCCAAUGAUGAAAUUACUAGCUGGCGUGGAAGAGGUGAGCGAUCAAAACGAAAAGAAGCAGAGCGAUGAGCAGUCCCACAACAAUAAUCAUGAGAAACAACCGAAUACAGAUAUCGUACAAGAGACGGUCAAGCUACUCACUGAUGAGGUGUACCCACCUGCCAGAAAGCUUGAAGAUUCGCCGAUCCAUGGUAAAGUUACGCACGAAGAUGAAGAGAAAAUGAAACGUCUUCUUUCUUACAAAGAAGCUCCUGAAUAUCUUCAGCACAACCCGUAUAUUCGUCGUGGAUAUCGAGGCUAUCUUACCACAAAGUUAUGCGUCGAAAGCAUAUUCUGGUGGACAAACGAGACAGUAAACAUAUGGAGCCACAUAUUUGGGUGGAUGCUGUUUUUCGGUCUGACCUUGUACGACCUUUGUUUGCUGAAUAUUCAUGCACCCAUGGGUGACAAAGUCAUAGUGACUCUUUUACUAAUCUGUUUCCAGGCUUGCAUGAUAUUAUCGUCGGUGUACCAUACAUUCUCCUGUCGAAGCGAAAAGGAUUACUGGCGUUUCUUAUCGUUCGAUUUAUUUGGCAUCGCGCUGAGCCUUCUGUCGAUAUACAUGUCUGGAGUUUAUUACGCUUUCUGGUGUCACAAGGAGCUGCAGAGUUUUUAUCUAAUAACCGUGCUGGCCAUUUUCGUAUUCGCAAUGAUCCUACAAAUGCUGGAUAUUGAUGGAAAUAUCAAGCUAGUCGUUUUUGUCGCAUGGGCAGCUUAUGGAGUGCUGCCAACGUUGCAUUGGAGCAUUGCUAUGGGCGGGAUGGACAACCCGAUCGUUAGAAUGUUACUUCCAAGGGUAUUAGGAAUGUAUGUCAUUAGUGGUGGAGCAUUUGUUAUUUAUUUGAGCAAAAUACCAGAACGAUUUUGUCCAGGUUGGGUGGAUUAUAUCGGUUCCUCUCAUCAAUGGUGGCAUCUAUUAGUGGUAUUGGCUCUUUACUAUUGGCACAAUACUGGAAUGCUCUAUGUGGAAUACAGAAUGAAUCAUGGCUGUCCAAGCAACAUAAAAUUAUUAUGACAUACGGAGUCUGACGGCCAUUCAGGCUACGGUUUUAAUAUGGAAUGUGCUUGCGCUAUGGAAUUCAAUGUUUGGUCGUCAGAAUACUACAACAAGCUACCAUUUUAUAGUAGUGAGACGUCCACAACUUGUGCAAACGAGAAUCCAUUACUGACGUAUUAUCAGCGACAAACAUUUUAAUUCCACCUAGUGUUAAGCAAGUGAUAAACGAAACAAUAAUAAUGCCAAUUGUUUAACAUGUUCGUGACGUGUUAAAAUUUCUUAAAUUUUCUUUAACCACCCGGGUGGUUCCCGUCGUGAACGUGUUAAAUCUAACGCGACCUUGCGUUGGUAAUUUUUAUUUAUUUUGUAUUUAUAAAUUUUAAAUAGA